AAAAACGUUCCUUUUCAGUGUCCUCUCACUUUCUUUCGAAGAAGGAACCUUCAUUCACUUUUCGAUUUCGAUCGCUGCUUCUGCUUCGAAGAACGAAUCAAACCCUAGAAAAUACGACAACAACGACUACCAAAUACGACCUGGUUCCUCAUCUAUCUCUCUCCAUCAUAACCUCUUCAAAAUCUCCAAAGCGAUGAAACCGGUUCAAUCGCCACCAGGAUUAUCCGUCCCGGUUAAGAGCCGUCCCCGCCGCCGCCCAGACCUCUCCUUACCUCUCCCUCAACGCGACGUCUCCCUCGCCGUCCCUCUCCCCCUCCCACCGACUUCCGCCGGCUCCUCCUCCUCCGCUCCUUCCUCAACCUCCUCCAACAACAAUCCCAAAACCUACUCAGAUCUAGAGCGCUGUAACCGGAUCGGGAGCGGAGCAGGCGGCACCGUCUACAAAGUGAUCCACCGUCCCACCUCCCGCGUGUACGCUCUCAAGGUGAUCUACGGAAACCACGAGGAGACCGUCCGUCGCCAGAUCUGCCGAGAGAUCGAGAUCUUGCGAGACGUGAAUCAUCCAAACAUCGUGAAAUGUCACGAGAUGUUCGAUCAAAACGGCGAGAUCCAGGUGUUGCUUGAGUUUAUGGAUAAAGGAUCUUUAGAAGGUCAUCAUGUGUGGAAAGAGAGUGACUUAGCUGAUUUAUCUCGUCAGAUCUUAAACGGUUUAGCUUAUCUCCACGGGCGUCAUAUUGUUCAUAGAGAUAUUAAGCCUUCGAAUUUACUUAUAAACUCGGCCAAGAAUGUCAAGAUUGCUGAUUUCGGGGUGAGUAGGAUCUUGGCGCAGACCAUGGAUCCUUGUAACUCAUCUGUUGGGACCAUUGCAUAUAUGAGUCCCGAGAGGAUUAAUACUGAUUUGAACCAAGGGAUGUAUGACGGUUACGCCGGGGAUAUUUGGAGCUUAGGUGUUAGCAUUCUAGAGUUUUUCUUGGGGAGGUUUCCUUUUAAUGUGAGUAGGCAAGGUGAUUGGGCGAGUCUCAUGUGUGCUAUUUGUAUGUCUCAGCCUCCCGAAGCUCCCGCGACUGCGUCACGGGAGUUUCGGAAUUUUAUUUCGUGUUGCUUGCAGAGGGAGCCGGGGAGGAGGUUGACUGCCAAUCAGCUUUUGAAGCAUCCGUUCAUACUUAGAGGUGCGAGUCAGGGGCAGAACAGGUCUCCUCAGAAUCUGCAUCAGCUCUUGCCUCCUCCUCGUCCUCUCUCUUCGUCUUCUUCUUCCCCGACCACGUAGCGUUUGAUCACUGGUCAGUGGUCAGACUCUUUGUCGUUUGAGGUAUUGGUUACUUUGUUCUUGAAUGUUGUUCAAUUUUUUGCGUAAGCUUUGUGUAACUUAUCAAGAAAGGGCAAUGACUUUGCUUUGUAUCCUUAAUGUAGCUGUUGUUGAAUUUUCAUAAAGGUUAUACCUUUUUCUCUGUUAUUUUGCCAUUUUAUGCUUCUUGAUUUGCACCUUAAGCCUCAUGAACAAAAAAUGGUUUCUAUCCUUUUAUGGCCAAUGGCUUGACUGAUCAGGGUAUAGUUUUGUCUGAUAAUGUUCUACACUAAAGCUUUGAUUAGACGAACUAUGUCGUUAUCUUUAAUGUAACUGAAGUCUGAAGGCAGAGCAACCCGUAACUCCAACUCAUGUUUUGAUUUUAA
Eruca vesicaria subsp. sativa (arugula) is the source of this 1671-nucleotide messenger RNA. The record is from the annotation of a GenBank genome assembly. NCBI's taxonomy places the organism in Eukaryota, Viridiplantae, Streptophyta, Magnoliopsida, Brassicales, Brassicaceae.